AUGACUACCGCAAGUUUCUCUCACAUCGACACAACAUCCUACACGGGAAAGCCUUGGAACAAGGUUGACGGUCCUGGUGUCAGCUUUACUCAGAAAUGGUACGAACGAUCCGUCCACAACCUGCGAGGCCAGGAAGCCGACUUCAACACUGAUAACUCCGGCUUCGCUGUGUACAACUAUCCUGCAAAAGAAAAGCUUUUCACAGACGAGGAGGCAGUACAACAAGGCUACUAUGCCGAGGUUGAGGCUCUACUUCGUGAGAAAAUCCCUGGAAUCAAGAAAGUCGUCAUCUUCGACCACACAAUCCGCCGAAGAGACAAGAACUCUCCACGCCAACCAGUUCAGCAAGUCCAUGUCGACCAGACCCCUGGUGCGGCAGAAGCCCGUGUCCGUCGACAUCUACCCGCCCAUGAAGCCGAGCAAUUGAUCAAGGGACGCUACCAAAUCAUCAACGUGUGGCGUCCGAUCGAAAACCCUGCGUCAGACCACCCGCUCGCCGUAAUAGAUUGGAGGACGACGUCGCCUUCGGACUUUGUUGCCACCGAUCUGUUGCACCCCAAGCGCGCCGACUCCGUGGACGUUGAUGAUCGUGGCAAAGAGGUCCUUCCUGACCCCAACAGCUAUACAUCAACGGAAGGGUACGAGGUCAGGGGAGAGACCAUGGCUGUGGCGCCCAACGAUAAGCACAAGUUUUAUUACGUAAAGGACAUGACACUGGAAGAGGUCCUGCUGCUCAAGUGCUUUGACAGCUAUGGUGAGGGAAUGGAACCCAACGGGAAGAAGGGGCUGGCUGUACGGACGCCGCAUACUGCAUUUUCGGAUCCCAACACUUCGAAGGAUGCGCCUGGAAGGCAAAGUAUCGAGGUUAGGUGUCUGGUGUUCUAUGAAUAGAGUUUGUGGCAACUAGUAACGUUGCAAGGAGUAUAUAGGAUACGAACUCAUAAUCACAUAAUAUCAAGACAAGUUCUGUUUGAUAAUCUGG
Pyrenophora tritici-repentis Pt-1C-BFP is the source of this 982-nucleotide messenger RNA. RefSeq lists its product as uncharacterized. Gene Ontology annotation, molecular function: oxidoreductase activity. The record is from RefSeq and is a predicted model, not a curated record. Lineage: Eukaryota; Fungi; Ascomycota; Dothideomycetes; Pleosporales; Pleosporaceae.